CCUUUCUUCCUCGAUCACUAAACACAGAGAAAGACCGAAGGAUCCUUAUUCUUUAUUUAUUUAUUAUUCUUCUAUUUCUGUUUAUUAAAACAAAGAUUGUAAUUUUUUGAAAAUGGCGUUUGCGGUUACUUCUUCUUCGAAUGCAGUUUCUGGUUCCAGCUUUUCUCGUUCAAGUGCCUCUUCUGACAUCAAAGUUCCGCAAAUUGGUUCAUUUCGUUUAGCGGAUCGCCAUGCAACGGUGAAUCUGUCUCACAAACGUAGCGCAAUGAAGCCCGUAAAUGCGGAGCCAAAACGGAAUGAUCCCAUGGUUCCUCUGGCAGCAACAAUCGUUGCUCCAGAAGUAUCGCCAAAAGUAGAGGUGGAGGAUUACGAGCAAUUGGCCAAAGAACUUGACAACGCUUCUCCACUGGAAAUCAUUGAUAAGGCUUUAGAGAAAUUCGGAAACGACAUUGCUAUCGCCUUUAGUGGGGCAGAGGAUGUUGCUUUGAUCGAGUAUGCGAAACUGACUGGUAGACCAUUUAGGGUGUUCAGCCUUGAUACUGGUAGGCUGAAUCCGGAAACUUAUAGAUUCUUUGAUGAGGUUGAGAAACACUAUGGAAUUCGUAUCGAGUACAUGUUUCCUGAUGCUGUUGAAGUUCAGGCAUUGGUGAGGAGUAAGGGGUUGUUUUCUUUUUACGAGGAUGGCCACCAAGAAUGCUGCCGUGUCAGGAAAGUGAGGCCUUUGAGGAGAGCACUCAAGGGUUUGCGUGCUUGGAUUACCGGUCAAAGGAAAGAUCAGUCUCCGGGAACUAGGUCGGAGGUUCCUGUUGUUCAAGUGGACCCUGUUUUUGAAGGAAUGGAUGGUGGGAUUGGUAGCUUGGUGAAGUGGAACCCAGUCUCCAAUGUUGAUGGUAAAGACAUUUGGAAUUUCCUCCGGGCGAUGAAUGUGCCUGUCAAUUCUUUGCAUACCCAAGGAUAUGUGUCUAUCGGUUGCGAGCCUUGCACAAGGCCAGUAUUACCAGGACAACAUGAAAGGGAGGGAAGGUGGUGGUGGGAGGAUGCCAAGGCCAAGGAGUGUGGUCUUCAUAAAGGAAAUUUGAAACAAGACAGUGCAGCACAACUUAAUGGCAAUGGGAAUGGGGCUUCCCAUUCCAAUGGUACUGGCACCCAAAGUGACAUUUUCAAUAGCAAGAGCUUGGUCACACUGAGUAGGACAGGAAUUGAGAAUUUGGCAAGAUUGGAGAGCCGGAAAGAACCAUGGCUUGUUGUGCUUUAUGCCCCAUGGUGCCCUUUUUGCCAGGCAAUGGAAGAAUCGUAUGUUGAAUUGGCUGAGAAGUUGGCAGGUUCUGGGGUGAAAGUCGCAAAAUUCAGAGCUGAUGGUGAACAAAAGGAGUACGCACAGAAGGAGUUGCAGUUGGGAAGUUUCCCCACUAUACUUUUCUUCCCCAAAUACUCAUCUAAGCCAAUAAAGUAUGCCUCUGAGAAGAGGGAUGUCGAUUCAUUGAUGGCAUUUAUUAAUGCCCUCCGAUGAUGGGAAUCAAAAUUAACUUGUUGAAUUAGCAAAUCAACUGUUGGGUGGUGGUAUCAAAAAUAAUAAUUUGUUGUCAGUUACAUAACCAAACACAUGAAGAUGGAAGAUGAACUCUCCACUACGCCAUGUUGGGUAAGCUUCAAGUUGGGAAAUGAACCCAGAUUUUGCCAUUCCGGCCCUAGCACCUAUCUUGGGUGUUUCUGUAUAUUGAAAAAUGUUCUUUAUUCCUGGAAGUUUUAUUUUGGUGGUCUGCUGUUUUGUAGAUUCGAGAUCGGUUGGGCCUUAGUCGUCUUUAUAUACGAUUAAAGAGUUACGUUAUUGUUAAAUGUAUUUUUGCCAAAACUUUAAUAAGGUAGCCUUUGAUUCCAAGAUCACCAACUUGGUCAAAUCUUAUCACAAGUCA
This is a messenger RNA of Durio zibethinus, 1913 nucleotides long. Its product is annotated as 5'-adenylylsulfate reductase 2, chloroplastic-like. The record is from RefSeq and is a predicted model, not a curated record. Gene Ontology annotation, molecular function: phosphoadenylyl-sulfate reductase (thioredoxin) activity. Lineage: Eukaryota; Viridiplantae; Streptophyta; Magnoliopsida; Malvales; Malvaceae.